AUCAGUGCAGAUUCAUUAUCAGUGGAAUUUCGGGGCGUUCUUGGUGUUUUAUUUGGCCGCUGAAAACUUGUUGCGGCUACAUUGAGUAAUUUAUUGCUUGUGAAUGUCUAUUUGAUAUUAUUCUAAUGGAUAGUGAGCCACCAUCCGAUGGUCGUCUGAUCGAUUUAGUGGACAACGAGUGGAUCGCCGACGAGCUGCCGUACGACCACAUUUUAGUGCCUUCCGAUAAGCUCCCUGAUCCGGAGGCAGAUAAUGGUGACUCCCAUUUGACGCUGAAAGAGCAGGAGCAAAAAUGGACUGAUCUGGCGCUUUCAUCGUUGGCUCCGGAUUUGUCCGUGACUGAGCAAGUCAACUUUCCGGGAGUGUAGUGGAGGCAGUGAGGGCCCCCCUCCCUGUCUACGAAGAUUGUUUUUGUUUUAACUCAAGUGACUAAUCGAACAACAGUAUACAGAUAGCAAAGAAUAGUUUAACAUUACCACUAACAUUAUGAAUCGCCACCUACAUU
Molecule: messenger RNA, 505 nt
Organism: Anopheles coustani
Lineage: Eukaryota; Metazoa; Arthropoda; Insecta; Diptera; Culicidae
Product: anaphase-promoting complex subunit 13
Exons: 2
Coding region: 126-368 (80 amino acids)
Biological process (GO): protein K11-linked ubiquitination
Cellular component (GO): anaphase-promoting complex
Source: RefSeq, a predicted model, not a curated record